Molecule: messenger RNA, 963 nt
Organism: Alternaria ethzedia
Lineage: Eukaryota; Fungi; Ascomycota; Dothideomycetes; Pleosporales; Pleosporaceae
Exons: 2
Coding region: 1-963 (320 amino acids)
Biological process (GO): site-specific DNA replication termination at RTS1 barrier; mitotic DNA replication termination
Cellular component (GO): nucleus
Source: RefSeq, a predicted model, not a curated record
AUGGGUAACGACGGUGGCUCGAUUCCCAAGCGCAGCGAACUCGUUAAAGAAGCCGCCAAAGCGCUCACAACCGCUCAAAUCAAGGAGGCGCAAACCGAACACCAAGAAUACGCCUGGUCCACCGAUCCUCUUACGCGCAAACCUCUCGCUCGUCCUGUGGUUUCAGAUGCAGCUGGCGUUUUGUACAACAAGGACUCCAUUAUUGAGUUUCUUCUGAAGGACGACGAGGAUGCAGAGAAGGCGGAGAUGAAGAAGGUUGGGGGUGUGAAAGAUUCAGAACUGGGCACGUUCGGGGAUAGAGUUAAGGGGCUGAAAGAUGUCGUGGAGGUGAAGUUUGAAAUCGAGGAGAAAGAUGGUGGUGAGGUGCAGAAGACUUUGGGAGAGAAGUGGAAGUGCCCGAUCACAGGCGAGAGGCUAGGACCGGGGAGCAAAGCCGUCUAUGUUGUUCCUUGCGGACAUGCAUUUGCGGGAAGUGUCGUCAAGGAAGUUGCUGAGAGGGCGUGUUUGGCAUGUAACGAACCGUACGCAGAGAACGACAUCAUACCUAUCCUACCUACCGCGGCGACCGAUAUCGCACGAUUGAACCUGCGUAUGAAGACCUUGAAGGAAAAAAGCCUGACACAUGCGCUCAAGAAAGCACCCGGCAGCAAGAAGAAGCGGAAACACGGCGAUGCAUCUGCCGCCGAGAACGGCACUGCGAAACCAACAUUAUCAGACGAAGAUAAAAAGGCAAAGAAGGAGGCUGCAGCAAAAUCUACAACAACGGCGAAUGACGGCAUCAAGAACUCUGCCACAGCCUCAUUGACGCGAAAAGUCCUUGAAGAGCAGGAAGAGCGCAACAAAAAGAGGAAGAUGGCUCAGAAUGACAACGUGAACAGUCUGUUCAACAAGAAGGAGCACAAGGCAUCGGCAGGAAAUAGUGCGGAUUAUAUGACGAGGGGGUUCAGCAUUGGGAAGAAGUGA